AUGUUCACAAUGGUUAAUGAUAUUAUACGACAAGCUAGGAACAAAGCGCAACGGGUUCUAAUUUACUCAGAGAAUGGUCUGGCCGCGUGCCAAGCCUUCGCUCUCGCUUACAAUAUUCAUUAUUACCAUUUGGAUCUGCAUCAUGCGUUAUGCAAUUUCGAAAGGCUCAACUUCAAAAUCGAAAUCAAUGACUACUUGAGAGAUGUGCUGGUCAAAUGGGCGGCGUCUUGUGAAGAGAAUAGGAUUGUACUCUCAGUGAUAAUAGCAAAUUUAAGGGAGUCGGAAGCCGAGUUCGCUUUGAUA
Ostertagia ostertagi is the source of this 303-nucleotide messenger RNA. The record is from the annotation of a GenBank genome assembly. Lineage: Eukaryota; Metazoa; Nematoda; Chromadorea; Rhabditida; Trichostrongylidae.